Messenger RNA from Quercus lobata, 1329 nucleotides. Its product is annotated as plasma membrane ATPase 1-like. The transcript has 6 exons. Gene Ontology annotation, cellular component: membrane. Bases 377 to 1123 code for a protein of 248 amino acids. Gene Ontology annotation, molecular function: ATP binding; ATP hydrolysis activity; transporter activity. NCBI's taxonomy places the organism in Eukaryota, Viridiplantae, Streptophyta, Magnoliopsida, Fagales, Fagaceae. The record is from RefSeq and is a predicted model, not a curated record.
GCCACUCUUUUUCUGCCUCACCAUGUACACUCUCCUACACUCUUUUCUUCUCCCUUUUUCUCUUUGCUGCUUCACACUGCCAUCCUGAUCUCUUCCAUACUCCCUUCAACUUCCUCUCUACCAUCACUGAUAUAUAAAAAUCAAGUUCACCGGUAUUUUCCCCUUUUUUUUCGCUCUCUUCUCUCUGUUGUAUGAUCUGAUACACCGAAUCGGAAGUUCAUCUCAAUGUCGCCGAUUUGCAGUUCAAUCUGAGCCACCACCGAUUUACUCUCUACCAUCCUACAAAUUCCACCAUCACUGAUCUAUAAAAAAUCAAGUUCACCGGUUUUUUUUCCCCCUUUCUUCCCCUUUUUUUUGGCGCUCUACCCUUUGUUCUAUGAUCUCACACACCGAAUCGGUUCAGUUCAUCUCAGAGUCGCCGAUUCGCAGUUCAAGCUCGGUAUCGCCGAUCGGAAGUUCAUCUCGGUAUCGCCUAUCGGAAGUUCAUCUCACUAUCAUACCAAUUGAAUACGUUUUUCUGACCUUGAGAUGCAACAAAGAUGGUCUCACAACAGUGGCUGCUCAGGAAAGGUUGGCCAUUUUCGGCUACAACAAGCUUGAAGAGAAAAAGGAAAGUAAGUUUUUGAAGUUCUUAGGAUUUAUGUGGAACCCUCUCUCAUGGGUUAUGGAAGCUGCAGCUAUUAUGGCCAUUGCGCUUGCCAAUGGAGGAGGAAAACCACCUGAUUGGCAAGAUUUUGUUGGGAUUAUUGUUCUGCUACUUAUCAAUUCAACUAUAAGUUUUAUAGAGGAGAACAAUGCCGGGAACGCUGCUGCUGCUCUAAUGGCCCGACUUGCACCCAAAGCUAAGGUCCUUAGAAAAGGGAGGUGGGUUGAAGAGGAUGCAGCUAUUCUUGUUCCUGGUGAUAUAAUUAGUGUUAAGCUUGGGGACAUUAUUCCUGCAGAUUCUCGCCUUCUUGAUGGUGAUCCCUUGAAAAUUGAUCAGUCUGCACUUACAGGGGAGUCCCUUCCUGUGACGAAAGGCCCUGGUGAUAGUGUUUAUUCAGGUUCCACGAGCAAACAAGGUGAGAUUGAGGCAGUGGUCAUUGACAGGUUGAUGUUAUUUCAGGUAUGUAUGUUUGUGUAAAUUUGACAGGUUGAUGUUAUUUAAGUACCAUUUGUGUUUUGUUAAUUCAAGUAUGUCUGUUUAAGUACCAUAUGUGAUCAAGGAAGUACCAUUUAAGCCAAUUAUGUGUGUAAAAUUUGAGUUGAUGUUAUUGGAUAUGAGUUAAUGUAAGUUUUCUAUGGGCUACAUUGUUAGUUUAGUUCAAUUGAAACAACUUCAACUUGACA